AACGUUGUCGACGACGGCGCGUUUGUUUGGGCUUUCGGUGCGGCUUGGAAUUUGCCCAAAACCACGAGGGCGAACACGCCACCGAAGCCCUCCUUGUCUCAUCUCUAGACAGUCCGCGCGAGGCGAGCUCAACGCAUCCCGAUUUGCGUAGCGCGUCAGGCGAUACGGCGCCCACGUUUCGGGAAGAGCCGGUGCCUUCUCUCUCCCCACUGUGGUCACCGAGACUCCCCCAUUCCCUUCGAAGCAAGAGCCGGACGAAGGGAGCGUUUCCUCACGAAGCACCUGUACACUUCAGUGAUCCGGUACAAGACGGGAGUCUUCCUGCCACGCCGCUCGGACUGGCGCGCAUUUCAACAGGUGGCUGUGAAUUCCGGCGGCACGUUAAGGCUUAGGCGCUAGUUUCGAAGGAGAGAGAGACGUUCCUUCAAGUCCAGGGGGAGAGUUGGGGAAAGGAAGACGCGUGGGUGUGCUGUGUGUGGUUUUCGUCGUUGGAGGGGAAGCCACCUGCUGUACUUUCCAGACAAAGUGCACCUCUCGUCGGGCUUGGCUGCUGUGACUGGACAAGGGGAACGGCGCUUCACUCGGUCUUCUUUGGAGAGAGCGUUCUGGCUUGGCUAACUUGGCGCUGCUCCUGAAGAUCAACGAAAGCUUCGUAAUACGCAUUGCAUUUGCAUUUCACUGCAUUGAAGACAUCGAGCAGCUGGCGCCUGCCAUCCAGUUAACGACGAGUCUUUUGAAGUAGGGAGCAGUGCGACAGAGAACUUUCACCUAGACUGUGGGAGCAUGAAGAUAGCCCUGCUUCUAUGCAUCGUGGGCUGGUACCGUGGCCCGCUUCUGGUCUAUGCCGCCGAAGAUGCCAAGCUGCUGUCUCAGCCGGAGGGGAGUACAGAAUCCCCAGCAGAGCCAGGAGAUUCGCACCACGUCCUAGAGGGCCCUAGUCAUGCAAGCGACGAUGCAUCGCUGCGCCAUGUGGCUGAAAGACCCGGAGCAUUGAACCGGGUGUCGAGGGCGGUGGGUGCCCUCGACGAUGUCAGUGACGAUGAGUACGGCGUGCUCCGAGCGGGCGUGACCGGACCUCGGCGACACCGAUUCCUCCACUUCGGACGCAAGAGGGCGCCGUCGGCGCCCUACUACGGGUCCCCGGUCCUCAACUUCGAAGGCACAGCCUCAGGGGAGGGAGAGGCUGAGUGGAGUGGGGGAGAAGACGACGCCGACGUGUCCACUGCGUCCCAGGAGGACCCGGAGGCGGCUGCCUUGCAAUGGGCCAAACGAACACUUCGGGAGGGUCCCAACAGCUUCCUUCACUUCGGCAAGAGGGAACCGGAGGAGGAUGGAAGCAAUGGAGAACGACUAAGGUUCAGGCGAAGUGUGCAAGAGGCAAAACCUCUCGAAGCGGGUCAGGCGCAGAGCACGGGCACGGACGACUUCGAGCAGCACAACGAACAAGCCGAGCCGGCUUUUUCGGAUAACCUUGUCCUGGCGUCGAAGGUUAAACGGUCCCCUAACCGUAUCAUGCACUUUGGCAAACGACUUCAACCAUCGUCAGCGGUUGGAGGUUUCGACGGUGUCAAGCGAGCAUCCCACAAUACCAUAAUGCACUUUGGUAAACGCACUAAUGAUCAAGAUCGUGGCGCCGCCUUGUAUACCGUCUACUCUACCAUGGACGGUGCGCUAGAAAAGCGCGCUGGAAAUCGCAUCAUGCACUUCGGGAAGAGGGAUCCCGAAUACGGAGUUUCAACUGGACUCGAAGCUGAACCGGAGUUUGACUUGAUAUCGGCUGAUAAAAAGGCUCCGAACAGGAUCCUCCAUUUUGGCAAGAGGCCCAGCACUGGCAGCACCGGCAGCACUGAGGCUGAAUGGGACGCUGACGAAGCUGAAAAGGACAAACGUGGGAACCGCAUCAUGCACUUCGGGAAACGCGAUGAGGAUGACUCUUCGGCAAUGACGCUGUCCUCAACCGACGAACCAUCGUCCACCGCAGUCAAGAGGGCGGCCUCGGCACAAAGCCGGUAUUCCGGAACACCCGACCAGGUGCAGCCCUUCAUGGGCAUCGGGAGGCAACUUCAGAGGCAGUUCCAGGAAUGGAAGAAGCGAAACCGCAUUCUGCACUUCGGGAAACGGGAGCCUCAGCAGCGAUCAAACAGCUACUACCAACAGAAACGCUUGGGAAACAGAAUUAUGCACUUUGGCAAGCGAGCGGGCAGCCCAUAUUACGCCGACGGCGCGGCAUCUGUCAUCGCAGCCAUGAAGGACAAGAGACUAAAGCACUCAAUUAUGCACUUCGGAAAGCGCGGCGAGGAGCUUGAAUCUAUCAUGGGUGGUGACAAGCGCAACCGAAUCAUGCAUUUCGGCAAGCGAUUUGGGGCCGGCGACCACGAUUCUCAAGCACGCCAACAACUUCCCAUGGAGAAGCGCGCAGGGAACAGGAUCAUGCACUUUGGCAAGAGGCUGCCACAGCCAAACGUCGCACUGACGCCCACCACCUGGGAUUACGGAAUCGACGCAGCCGCGGAGACGUCUGCCCCUGGAGCCACCAAGAGGGCGCAUCGAAUCCUCCCCUUCGGCAAAAGGGACGGCGGUGCCAGUUACGAUGACACCAGCGUCGGGGGCGACCCUCUCAUCUUGGCCCAGGGCGUGGACGAAACCGACUCGACAAAAGUUACGGGCGGUCGUGGUCAGCCCGAGACGCAGAAGGUCGCCAGGAAGAAGAGAUCCGCUACCCCUCCCGAAGAGAGCGACUACAUCGACGAUACGCUCGCACAGAUGAUGGGCGCGCUGAUGGGUGAAGACGGCUACGCAGACCGAAUCACCAUGGGUCACUCGGGCCUGUCCGGGCCGCUGCACCUACCUCACGCGUACGUGGCCGCGCAAGUCUACGGGAAUGCAUUUCCGCGCAUGCUCAGUCGACCCAGCCGGAGCGACAGGUUAUUCCGCGCGCUUUACAGCGGAGAACAUGGCGCCGAGAUGAUGCCCAAGGGCCAAUCUCGCAACGUGUUCCUGCACUUUGGCUGAGUUUGUCCCGCACUUCACGAUUCUGAGCCGUGGCAAAGAAAAUCACCUCCCUUCCCCUGGCAUUCCUCCCGUUAGGUUCUGCUCCAGACAGCCGUCUUUCUUUGGCAGCUACCUGCAUUUCUUUCUUAUUUCCCUUCGCGGGUGAGGGACCUGGGUGAAGAGGAACCUGAGCGCUUUUCUGGAGUUUUCAUUUAGUAGCUCGAAACUCAAGGGUUGUCUGUAGUAAUUAUUGAUCUGUGUCAAUGUCGUUUUGUAGUCUGUGUGUAGCGCGAUUGUUCAUUAUUAGCUUGUUUUUAUUGCUUUGUUAACUUCAUAAACAGAGACAAGCAGGGUGACAACUACUCGUCGUUAAGGUGGCAUUUACUGGCUUUUGUCAGUGACUAUGCGAAGUCUGUACCAGAGUGAAACCUUGUCCCAGAACAAGAAUGCACGUCCACUCGCAUGCAUGUCGGUCAGGUUGUUCCUCGGGCACCCCUUGCUGGAUGUAACAGGCUUAGACAGCACUUGGAGCACAAACUCAGUGGCCAUCUUCUCAAUGUUCUUUGGCAACAAGAAUACAUCAUGAUUGAUAGCGCUCUGGAAUCAUAUCGUAUGUCUCUUACAGCAUCCCUCUUUUUCGAAUACCAAAAGAUGACACUAUCAGUGCUCCCUGAUCUCGAAGCAAACUGUGAUACCACUCUGGGCGGCCGAUAUUGUCACCUAUAUAGGUUAUUAACGAAAAUAAGGUAUUUAUUGUAGACGUAUGAACUCCACUGAUUCUGACAUUUUUCCAUGUAGUGUCUCCAACUGAUGCAAUUGUGCUUGUUUUUACGCACGCGUGAGGAAAUUAUAUAUCUACGCUCAUUCGCUGUGUCAUCUGCUGUAAACUAUGUUUACUAAUCUAAGGUCUCUGGCAAUGAGCGAAAUUCUUCUGUGUGACACGAAUGCAGGAUAAUUCAUUGUGAAUACUGCAAUGUACGGACGCCUAUGUUAGGCCUAUUACAAGUUGUCGGAUUGCAAAUAUAGUUGAAGCUGUUAGGAUGUUCUUGUUCGACCCAUUCACGUUGUUUGUUUCCAUGCUCUUGGGAAGCCUUUGUUAUUGGUCGGAUAUGAGGCAAAGGAAUAAGAGUUGAACGUGCUUCCUGAAAACUAAUAUAUUGUUAGAUUUAUUAGAAUACACAGUCAGAGAAAUAAGCUACCUCAUGUGAGCACAGAAAGUAACAUUUUUUGUCGUUUAUGGCUCGAAACUUCAAAUCUAGCCUCAGUUUGCGAAAAAAAGUUACAGUAUAACACUUGUGUUUCUUUGCUGAUCUGGAAGAGGCUUCCUUGAGGUGUUGGUUUCCACAAUUAGGCUUUCCAGAAUGCGAAUAAUAGGUCUGAAAGAUAAAUAUUCAUUUCCAGAGUUGGGUUAAUACAGCACAAGAAGAUCUUGUGUUGUUUCUUUAUCGUUCCAUAUUGUGGCAGCAACGGUAAGCUUCGCAGGCUUAUUGGUUGCUAUCGUUUGCUUUUAUCUCAAUGCACAAUUCGCCUCCUCAUUGCUUUUCAUCGGCUUCGUUUCUGAACCGGUGCACCGGCAUAUCUUUCAAGACAGGAAGCAAUUCUUCGGUUGAAUUUUGUGUCUGCAGGAAAUAGAGGACUUUCUCUAAAUUCCGAAACACGUAUAGUUUACUUGUUUUUUAGCUGUGCUGCUCGCUUUUGAUGUGAACAGCACUUACGUGUUCGAAUGCGAAUACGUUUAUGGACCAUCUUCUGACUUAAAUCACGGUAAAGUGUCUUUCAAAUUACCUACUUGAAGUUAUAGAAGAAGAAAAUGUUUUACUCGGUCAUGCAGGCCAUGUUGACGUUCCGUAGUUCCCAUGUUGAAACGUUAAAUGUUCUAGUAGGAUGCUACGGUCAGUGUUUGGUUCCAUAUCAUUCCUUGCUCUGAAACACCUGACAUGAAAUAGUUGAUCUUAUCAUUGCAUUCAGUUUUCUUAGGAGGAAGGUUCCGCGCAUGCAAUGUUUUGCAAUUAUAUUUGGUGCACAUUCCCAGAGAUAUAAGUUAUUUAACCAUCAAACUGCUUUUAAUCAAAUGUCCUCGCGUAAACCAACUAAAUGUGACACCCUCUUGAGUGACUGUCGUAGUUCCUUAAGUUAGGCGCUCAGCCGAUUUCUUGUACAGUUACAUUUUAUGCGAAAAUAUAAACAUAAAAAUUAACAUCAAUUUUACAAAACCUUAAGAU
Molecule: messenger RNA, 5213 nt
Organism: Dermacentor andersoni
Lineage: Eukaryota; Metazoa; Arthropoda; Arachnida; Ixodida; Ixodidae
Source: RefSeq, a predicted model, not a curated record